UUACCUGUUCCUCAGUCCAGCGCUGAGCAGUCUUCCCGCACCGGCUUCUUUAGUGUCAGCAGUCAUCUCCUGUACUGUCUGCAGUCUCUGGUCAUCUCCUGUACUGUCCGCAGUCUCUGGUCAUCUCCUGUACUGUCCGCAGUCUCUGGUCAUCUCCUGUACUGUCCGCAAUCUCUGGUCAUCUCCCAUACUGUCCGCAGUCUCUGGUCAUCUCCUGUACUAUCCGCAGUCUCUGGUCAUCUCCUGUGCUAUGUCCGCAGUCUCUGGUCAUCUCCUGUACUGUCCGUAGUCUCUGGUCAUCUCCUGUACUGUGUCCGCAGUCUCUGCUCAUCCCCUGCACUGUCCGCAGUCUCUGGUCAUCUCCUGUACUGUCCGCAGUCUCUUGGUCAUCCCCUGCACUGUCCACAGUCUCUGGUCAUCCCCUGCACUGUCCGCAGUCUCUGGUCAUCCCCU
This is a messenger RNA of Staurois parvus, 453 nucleotides long. The record is from the annotation of a GenBank genome assembly. Lineage: Eukaryota; Metazoa; Chordata; Amphibia; Anura; Ranidae.